AUGGAUGUUAGAACAGUGAUUCUUUUUUACAAUAGAACUUGGGUUGACAGAACAACAUACGUUGAUUAUGAAGUUGAAGGUAUACUAAUUCCAACAGAUUGUUCACAUUAUGAGCUUUCUCACAUAGUAUACGAAGCUUUGAAUUUGGACAGAAACAAAUAUACGAUUGAUCUUCAAUUUCAAGUAACGGAAGGCAUACCACCAAUAAGAAUCAAAGAUGAUAGUGGAUGCAAGUUUUUUGAACAAAUACGAAGGAAAAAUGAUGAUGAGACCAAAUAUCCUAUCUGCGUUAACAUCUCAACAUCCACAACCGACAAUGAACACAAUGAUAGAGUAAACUAUACCUACAAUGGGGAAACUAGUUUACAAACAAGGCAACUGCUACCAACAAGAACAGAAUAUGCAACAAAGAUGGCAGAUUAUGUGAUUGAACAAACUCAAAAAUCGAUGGAAGAAAGCUCCGAAGCAAAUCAAAUAAUUUCAAAUCCUCAAGUUGUUGAAAUACACAUUGGCCAAGUUUUUGCAAACAAGGAAACCCUCCAACAAGCAGUAAGCCUUCACUCAAUAAGAUACAAUCAACCUUUCAAGGUAAAAAGAUCAUCAAAACUAGACUAUAAACUAGUCUGUAUUGAUGAUAACUGCAACUGGACAUUCUUAGCAUCAAAACAUGGAAAGACUGACAUGUUUAUCACAAGAAAAAUAGAGCAUACUCAUACAUGUUCAUUGGACAUUACUUCUGGAGACCAUCCUCAAGCUACAAGCAACCUGGUUGGAAAGGUUAUAAAAAACAAGUUUGUAAACCCAAAAAGAGAUUACACUCCAACAGAAAUUGUGGAUGACAUGGCAGAUGAUUACAGUGUCUCUAUUGUUGGAGAAAAGGCAAUUGUGGAUGCUCGUCGCUGCCCACAAGAAUCAUACAGUGAGAUACCAUCAAUUUUAUACAUGAUGCAAAUAUCAAACCCAGGAACAAUUACAGACCUAGUAACAGAUGAAGAUAACAAAUUCAAAUAUCUAUACUUUGCAGUAGGUGCUUCAAUAAAAGGUUGGCAACACUGUACACCAAUAAUAGUCACGGAUGGAACCUUUUUAACAAACCAACAUGGAGGCACUUUGUUGAUAGCAAGUGCACAAAAUGCAAAUAGACAUAUAUUCCCACUUGCAUUUGCAGUAGUAGAUUCCGAAAAUGACAGCUCUUAG
This is a messenger RNA of Cannabis sativa, 1197 nucleotides long. RefSeq lists its product as uncharacterized. The transcript has 3 exons. Bases 1 to 1197 code for a protein of 398 amino acids. The record is from RefSeq and is a predicted model, not a curated record. NCBI's taxonomy places the organism in Eukaryota, Viridiplantae, Streptophyta, Magnoliopsida, Rosales, Cannabaceae.